UCUCUUUCAGAAGAUAUGAUCAUAUUUCCUGCAAUCAGAGGGCUAUGCCUGCUGAUUCUUCAACCCCGUGCCCUCAAUGAUGAUGGCCGAAAUAACCGAAGUAGACGGAGUUUGAGACAUACAAGCACCACCAAAGCAGCUGCGGCACAGGAUGGCAGUCUCCGGGCGGUCUCUGUUCCCAGCUGCGGCACAGUAAAUGACGCUUCUCCACAUUAUAUGAUGGCCUGGCGCCUGGCACGGCGUCCGUUCACUGUGUACGGCGUGUGGAUCAUGUCGACGAUGCAUUCGAAAGGCAUACCUGAAGUGCGCCUUACUGCUAAACACAUUCGCUACGGUUCAUUUGCACUUUUCAUCGUCUUCGUCUGCAGUCUAGGCCUCUGGUCUGAUUCUAUUCUAUUUCCUCUGCACAAGCUCUCUCCUAUUGCUGCCAGCCUCGAACUCCCAGCCAACUCUACACUUGGAUUUGGAGCUUUACUUGCUGUCUCACCAUCAACCUCCCCGCGUCGCCAUGGUCUUAUACAAGCGGCGAAUGUCACGGACAUUCAGAUCACAUUCCCUGAAUUGCCGAAAUGGACGGACGAAGAUGAGCAAAACUUCAGGGCUCCGAGUGGCGUCGGAGAUUCGAGUCUUACGAAAGGCAUGAUAUUUGCGUGGCUGAGCCAUUUGCAUGUAUUGAGAUGGUUUCUGGAAUCUGGCCUAGAGACUGCGCUCAUCAUGGAAGAUGAUAUGGACUGGGACAUACAUCUCCGGACUCUGCAAAUUCCUCGAGUCGCCGCCUCGAUCCGUUCGCUUUUCAACCAAACCAAAGAUCCAUCCCUUUACUACUACGGCGACCUCAAUCGCUGGGAUAUGAUCUAUCUUGGUCAUUUCGACCGCUGGAGCUGGCUAGGAACAGAGAUUGGUGUUGGCGUCCUGAUUCCGUCAAAUCUUACGGAUCACCCACACCGAUACAUACUAGAUGACACCAUGCCGCCGCGUUACGACAUGCAUCCAGAAAUGGCAUCUGUCCUCACAGCCCUGGACGUGCCCCCAAACACCCGGAUCCUGCAUCCCUCAAAGUUCCCCUUCGGUAGCUGGGCGUAUGCCGUCACCCGAGAAUCUGCGGCUCGGAUUCUCUCUGACGACGUGGCGAGCGCGGCAGCCCCAAAAUGGGCACAAAUGGACUCGUUGGACAACGCCUUGUCACGGGCCUGUGGAGGUGGAGCGUUGCGGUGCUACACAGUCAACCCGGAGAUCUUCCAUCACCUAGAGGGUCCGAAGAAUUCACUGAUCGACUACAAUUAUGACCGCGCGGAGAAGUCCGAGGCUGUGAUCAACCAAAGACUUCGUACAGGGGAGACGGAUCACAUCCGGUGUGGGUUUGCAAGUGGGCAUUUUGAGUUUGGUAAUAAUACGAAGCUCUUGAAGCACUUCCAAAAGGAAGUAGGAAGGAAAGGGAGGUGUUUGAAACCUGGCCGUGAUGCGCUUGAGUAAAGAAAGACGCACUCCGUGUAGAUGUAAUUAUACUAGACAAUCAAAUAGAUGCUUGGGUUUCAAGAUUGUGCUUUUGAG
Mytilinidion resinicola is the source of this 1551-nucleotide messenger RNA. RefSeq lists its product as uncharacterized. NCBI's taxonomy places the organism in Eukaryota, Fungi, Ascomycota, Dothideomycetes, Mytilinidiales, Mytilinidiaceae. The coding region runs from base 16 to 1473 and encodes 485 amino acids. The transcript is spliced from 4 exons. The record is from RefSeq and is a predicted model, not a curated record.